Molecule: messenger RNA, 1767 nt
Organism: Caenorhabditis remanei
Lineage: Eukaryota; Metazoa; Nematoda; Chromadorea; Rhabditida; Rhabditidae
Exons: 5
Coding region: 1-1767 (588 amino acids)
Biological process (GO): regulation of transcription by RNA polymerase II; positive regulation of DNA-templated transcription; cell fate specification
Cellular component (GO): nucleus
Molecular function (GO): RNA polymerase II cis-regulatory region sequence-specific DNA binding; DNA-binding transcription factor activity, RNA polymerase II-specific
Source: RefSeq, a predicted model, not a curated record
AUGUACUCAAUUCCAAACGAGUUCAACGAUCUCCCACCAAUGUCCGGAGCUCCUCCACAGUAUGCUCCAACAAUGAGCUCUCAACAGUUCGAUCCACUUUGGAGCAACAAUCAUCAAAUGAUGCAGAGUGAUGGACAGUAUGGCUCACAAGGCAACUUCUCACAAACACAAUACGGAGAUUACUUGACUCAGGCACCAAUGAAUCAACAGAACAACUUACCAAAUGCGGUGAUGCCAACACCCUCGUCGUUCAACUAUCCAGUGCCACAGAUCCCACAAAUGGCUCCACAACUUCCAGUUUCUCAACCAGUUGCAGAGAAUAAUGAGCCGCCGAGUCGUGAGAUUACUGUCAAACUGGAGAAGCCGGAAAUUUGGAAUGAAUUCCACAAAUUGGGAAACGAGAUGCUGGUUCUCCCAGCUGGCAGACUAAUCUUCCCACGACUCAAUUACACCAUCGACGGUCUUAAUCCAAACUGUCAAUACUCAGUGGGUCUGAAACUCCGAAGAGUCAACAAGUACUACAUGGAAUUUAAUAAGAAAAAGACACCAACCGAAUGGAAAGAAUCGGCAAAACUGGUGCAGGAAGUGCCAGAGGAGAGUAAUGAAGUCUUCGUGGACUCGAGAAUUGGAAGUCAUUUUAUGGAGAAUGGAAUCGAUUGCAGCAUGGUGAAUAUAAAUUCCAUUGGACGGAAAACCGCUGAGGAAGGAACGGAUCAAAUGAAGGAAGUAGAAGGAGAGGAAUCAAAAAAGAAAGUUUAUCGGAAAAGAGUUCCCACCAAAGAGAAGAAGAUGCUUGUGCACAGUCUUUGCCGAUAUCUCCCUGUCUUGCGAAUCUAUUCUGUGGACACUAGAUCUUCUUCAGUUGAACUUCUCAAAGAGUUCUCAUUCGAGGAGACACAAUUCGUUGUUACGACUAUAAUCAAGAAUGACGCAGUGACAAGAUUGAAGACAAAGCACAACAAGUAUGCUCGCGGCGACUAUAAAGUGUCUGUAUCCAAGACUUCUGAUGCCAAGCCUGCCACGCCUCCGACACUCGACACAACUACAGACUCAUCCGGAUAUUCGUCAAUGGACAGCACAAUUGCAUCCACUUCUUCAAUCUCUCCUACGCCACGUGGCCAGAAGAGAUCUUUCUCGUCAGUAGAAGAGCUUUCAGAAACUGGGAUGAAGCGGCAGAAGGAGUCAAGACUAGAAGAGUAUGAAGUUCCAAUUUCUCAUUGUCCAUCGACCCAGGAACCGGAGAACUUGCAAAACUAUAACAGAUAUGACAGCUCAACAUAUGGAUCAUCGGAAGAAUUGAGUUCAGCUCCUCCAUACAAACCUGCCAAGAAAACCCCAGCUCUCAAUGAUGUUACGAAUUGCCAUGUCAAUGAUAAUAGAGGAUCAGUGAUCCCACCACAACAAUAUCCAGGGCUACCAUCAACUUCUCAAAUGCACACAUUCCCUGAUUAUUCGGCAGCGUCAAGUGAGCAAUAUGGACAUUUCCCUCAAUAUUCUGCCAACUCAACGUCAUCGAAUAACGUCCAGAAUCACUACUCUUAUGCUCAACCUUCUUAUCAGCAACCAUGGAAACCUUCAAGCUCUCAACCACACCCAUAUCAGUAUGGACAACCUACUCAAUUCUCUUCCAUGGCCCCGACACCGUUCGAUCAGACUGCUCACUCAUCCACAGCUACUCCUUCUUCCCAGCAACAAACGCCAUACUCUUACAACCAGUGGAAUUCGGGAAAUCUGGAUUUUGGAAUGAAUUCUAACUAUCGCUUCUAG